This is a messenger RNA of Penicillium cinerascens, 1062 nucleotides long. It is a transcript of the gene gpaA, whose product is annotated as guanine nucleotide-binding protein subunit alpha gpaA. Bases 1 to 1062 code for a protein of 353 amino acids. Gene Ontology annotation, biological process: G protein-coupled receptor signaling pathway. Lineage: Eukaryota; Fungi; Ascomycota; Eurotiomycetes; Eurotiales; Aspergillaceae. Gene Ontology annotation, molecular function: G-protein beta/gamma-subunit complex binding; GTP binding; GTPase activity. The record is from RefSeq and is a predicted model, not a curated record. The transcript is spliced from 4 exons. Gene Ontology annotation, cellular component: heterotrimeric G-protein complex.
AUGGGUUGCGGAAUGAGCACUGAGGAUAAGGAGGGAAAGGCGCGGAAUGAGGAGAUUGAGAACCAGCUCAAGCGCGACAAGAUGAUGCAAAGGAACGAGAUUAAGAUGUUGCUUCUCGGUGCCGGAGAGUCUGGCAAGUCGACGAUUCUGAAGCAGAUGAAGCUCAUCCACGAGGGUGGCUACUCGCGUGACGAGCGUGAGUCCUUCAAGGAGAUCAUCUACAGCAACACCGUUCAGUCGAUGCGGGUCAUCCUCGAGGCGAUGGAGUCCCUCGAGUUGCCUCUGGAGGAUGCGCGCAACGAGUACCACGUUCAGACAAUCUUCAUGCAGCCUGCACAGAUCGAGGGUGACAGCAUUCCCCCGGAGGUUGGCAACGCCAUCGGGGCCCUGUGGCGCGACACCGGAGUUCAGGAGUGCUUCAAGCGUUCGCGUGAAUACCAGUUGAACGAUUCCGCUAAAUACUACUUCGAUGCCGUUGACCGUAUCGCCCAGCCCGACUACCUCCCCACUGACCAGGAUGUCCUCCGCUCGCGUGUCAAGACCACCGGUAUCACCGAGACCACAUUCAUCAUCGGCGAUUUGACCUACCGGAUGUUCGACGUCGGCGGUCAGCGAUCUGAGCGUAAGAAGUGGAUUCACUGCUUCGAGAACGUCACCACCAUUCUGUUCCUGGUCGCCAUUUCCGAGUACGACCAGCUGUUGUUCGAGGACGAGACCGUCAACCGUAUGCAAGAGGCCCUGACUCUGUUCGACUCCAUCUGCAACUCCCGGUGGUUCGUCAAGACCUCCAUCAUUCUCUUCCUCAACAAGAUCGAUCGCUUCAAGGAGAAGCUGCCCGUCAGCCCGAUGAAGAACUAUUUCCCCGACUACGAGGGCGGUGCCGAUUACGCCGCUGCCUGUGACUACAUCCUCAACCGUUUCGUGUCCUUGAACCAGGCAGAGCAGAAGCAGAUCUACACCCACUUCACCUGCGCCACUGACACCACCCAGAUCCGCUUCGUCAUGGCUGCUGUGAACGAUAUCAUUAUCCAAGAGAACCUCCGUCUCUGCGGUUUGAUCUAA